Messenger RNA from Magnolia sinica, 1667 nucleotides. RefSeq lists its product as uncharacterized. NCBI's taxonomy places the organism in Eukaryota, Viridiplantae, Streptophyta, Magnoliopsida, Magnoliales, Magnoliaceae. The transcript is spliced from 5 exons. Gene Ontology annotation, molecular function: molecular adaptor activity. Gene Ontology annotation, biological process: nuclear-transcribed mRNA catabolic process, deadenylation-dependent decay. Gene Ontology annotation, cellular component: CCR4-NOT core complex; P-body. The record is from RefSeq and is a predicted model, not a curated record. The coding region runs from base 954 to 1262 and encodes 102 amino acids.
UCCUAGAAGCCAAAUCCUGUUUUUUAGUAUCUAAAACUUCCCUACCAUUAUUUCAAAUCACAGGUGAUGGACCACAAUUUGUCGGCUUGAUGUUUGUAAUCUAGAUGUAAAAUACCUCUGUUAUGAGUGGUCUAGAUGUUGCACAAGUUGAUAUUGGUUUGUGUACUGCAAAUUGCCUCUUCAAUCUCUCCUCAUGCCAUUCAACCUAGCAUUUCUCAUCAAUAUUUUCAGAAAUUGACCUUUUUUUUGGAGAUUUCUUUGUUUGAAUUUUUUUUUUUUUAAUUACAAUUUAAGGAAUUGCAGUGAGUUGUGAAAAACCAUGGUGGAUCUGUUCUUAUUGGAUGCUUGUUUUGGUCUUUUGGAUAUGCAUGUAUUGAAUUUCUGUAACAAAAACAUGAUCUUUGCACUAACAAUAACAUGCUUUAUAACUUGGCUAUGGAACAAACUUUUUGGGAACAGAAUUAUUGGAACUUAGUGUUCUAUGUUUUGGGAACAAAAACUAUUUGGCUCAACAUUAUAAAUCCUACUCGGCCAGAAAAAUCGAAACAAGGGAGCUUUACAAAUCAUUUUCCACCAGAAAGAUUCGAAAAGAGAAUCUCACUUCAGUGGUGAGAUGACAUGGCAAGAUUUGAUUGAUAGGGUCGCAUGCUUAUAGAUACCCAACAGUGUAAGGUCCACCGAUCAAAUCUUUCCACAUCAUCUCACCACCCAAUUUAGGUAUUACCUCAGAAAAUAUCUAAUCCGUGACUACGUGUAUGAGACCAUAGAUGAUGAAAUUAGUUGAAUGCCACACAACAUGGAUACCAUUUGAUAUUGAAUUUGGACCAUCAAUAAAAUUUUCAUAACUGCUCAUUUAUUUUGUCCUUGUGUGGCCCAACAUGUCUUUUUUGAAAAUUUGUUUGUGGGAACGCUGUUUGGAGCAUUAAUUCAGUUUUGAGUUUAUUGUUUAUUUCAUGCAGGAACCUGCAUCAGAGAUACAGGAUAAGAUUUUAUUUAUGAUUAAUAAUAUUUCAACUUCAAAUAUGGAUGUGAAAGCAAAAGAAUUUACUGAUUAUAUGGUGAUGAAAAGAGCAGGCAUUAAGCCAAAUUUUCAUGAGCUGUACUUGAAGUUCUUGGAGAAAGUUAAUUCAAGAAUGCUGAAUAAGGAGAUUGUCAAAGCUACUUAUGAGAAUUGCAAGACACGGACGAAUGAGGUCCAGCCAGAGCUUCUACAAGGGACCUUCAAGUGCUUGGAAUGCAGUUUUGCCAUCAGGAACGUCUAACAACAGGCAAGCUUUGGACCUCUUUGGCAACCUCAUUCAUGAUGACCGGAGGUUAAGACCUGUAUUAGGCUAUUUUGCGCUUGUGUAAGUACAGUAUGACAGGAAACAUGCUACUGGGUUUAGAAAGAUAACCCUUCACUCUAGGACUCUAUUUUAUUUUUUAUUUGUUAUGCAUAAGUAUUCGCUGACAGCUCUUAUGGUGAUUGUUAACAUCUAGUUCAAUAGCAUAUCGUGCUUCUCCUUUAUCUUUUAACUAAUGUAUCCUAUAUGCUUAUUUACCGAGUAACUGAAGUUCUCUCUUUGUUGGUACCUUUUCCAGUUUAGUUAUGAUUAGAUGUUAAUAUUGUUUCUCAACGAACACUCAAUAACAUUCCUUUCUUUUUUACUAUUUUGUAUAUCUUUUGU